Radiomyces spectabilis is the source of this 1995-nucleotide messenger RNA. Its product is annotated as isocitrate dehydrogenase [NADP]. Gene Ontology annotation, biological process: isocitrate metabolic process. Gene Ontology annotation, cellular component: mitochondrion. The transcript is spliced from 6 exons. The record is from RefSeq and is a predicted model, not a curated record. Gene Ontology annotation, molecular function: isocitrate dehydrogenase (NADP+) activity; magnesium ion binding; NAD binding. NCBI's taxonomy places the organism in Eukaryota, Fungi, Mucoromycota, Mucoromycetes, Mucorales, Radiomycetaceae. The coding region runs from base 355 to 1689 and encodes 444 amino acids.
UCCGCCUCUCUCGUCGGCUGUCAAUUCUCUGACUCAUUUCGAGCACUCUGUGUGUCUACAUGGUCGUUUUCGGCUAAACAGAGAAAAAGAAAAUUGGUACAGUCAACAUUAAAUUAAUCCUUGAAGCUGCAGGCUUUGAUGUGGUAGAGCUAAUAAGCUUCUUUUUAUGCAAGCGAUGAAAGAUAUGUUUUGGGGUUGUAUGUGUGGAAAUCCCACACUAGGAUAUUAAUCAAGAUCCUGAUUAUGCCCAAAUGAUGAAAAUUUUAAUGGUCACAACCCUAUCGGGAUAGGUGAAAAAGGGAACUUGAGCAUAUCUCUUUCGCGAUACUUGUCUUUUUUGCUUACAACAUCAUCAUGACGUUCGCCAUUCCUGCUGUUAUCCGUAAGUCCACUGCCUCCGCUGGUGCUGCCUUGUUGGCUCGCCCCGUUAUGAGCAAAGCCUGCUACUCUACCGGAGACUCUCGCAUUCAGGUCGAGAACCCGGUCGUCGACCUUGACGGUGACGAAAUGACCCGCAUUAUCUGGCGCGACAUUAAAGAAAAGCUCAUUUUACCUAAUGUCAAUUUGGAUAUCAAGUACUAUGACCUCGGCAUGGAAAACCGUGAUGCUACUGAUGACCAAGUUACUAUUGAUGCUGCUCACGCCAUUAAGAAAUACAACGUCGGUAUUAAGUGUGCUACUAUCACUCCUGAUGAAGCUCGUGUGGAAGAGUUCAAGCUCAAGAAGAUGUGGAAGUCGCCCAAUGGUACUAUCCGUAACAUCUUGAACGGCACUGUUUUCCGCGAGCCUAUCAUCAUUAACAAUAUCCCCCGCAUUGUCCCCGGCUGGAAGGAACCCAUUGUCAUUGGUCGUCAUGCUUUCGGUGAUCAGUACCGCUCUACCGACUUCGUGGUCAACCGCCCCGGCAAGUUUGAGAUGACAUUCACACCUGAUGAUGGCACCGAGGUCCAAAAAUGGAAAAUUUACGACUUCCCCGAGAACGGUGGUGUUGGUAUGGCCAUGUAUAAUACCGACGAUUCUAUUCGUGGAUUUGCCCACAGCUGCUUCAAGAUGGCUCUCACCAAGCAAAUGCCUCUUUACAUGAGCACCAAGAACACGAUUCUCAAGAAGUACGAUGGUCGAUUCAAGGAUAUCUUCCAGGAAAUCUACGAACAGGAAUACCGUUCUGAAUUCGAAAAAUCCAAGCUGUGGUAUGAGCAUCGUUUGAUCGAUGAUAUGGUUGCCCAGGCUUUAAAAUCCAAGGGCGGCUUUGUUUGGGCUUGCAAGAACUACGACGGUGAUGUGCAAUCUGAUAUCCUUGCUCAGGGCUAUGGUUCCCUUGGUUUGAUGACCUCGGUGUUGAUCACUCCUGAUGGCAAGACCAUGGAAGCUGAAGCGGCUCACGGCACCGUGACGCGUCAUUACCGCGAACACCAAAAGGGUAACCCUACUUCGACCAACCCCAUCGCGUCCAUCUUUGCCUGGUCCCGUGGUCUCGCUCACCGUGCUCGUCUCGAUAACAAUGAGGCCUUGAGCAAGUUCUCCUUGGAGCUUGAAAAAGCAUGCGUCGAUACUGUCCAAAACAACAUUAUGACCAAGGAUCUUGCGUUGGCUAUUCACGGCAAAGAUCUUCGUCCUGAACACUACGCAACCACUGGAGAGUUUAUGGAACAGGUGAACGAGACUCUCAACAAAAUUAGAUCUCAGUAAGACAAGAUAGGCCACCAUUCCAUAGAAAGCAAAAAUAAAUAGCCAAAUGUAAAGUAAGGAUUCAUGUAUCACUUGCAAGAAAUUGUCACCAGUCUUUCCAACUGCAGAAAAAUGAGUCUGAUUUGUGGUAAGAAAAAAAUCCUAAAUUUGCAUGGGAAAUUAUCUAGCUCGCAUUUGCGCGACCAGUAUGCGGAAAUACGAAAGUAGUGAUUGGUUUUUAUGGAUAACAAGCCGUACACCCGCUGUGCAAUGGAUGCCGCCUGCCAACGGAGGCCGCCCUCUUACAUUGAGCGACUUUCGUCAGAC